UGUUGUGUCAGUUGUCACAAAGGGCGUCUAGAGGAAAACCCGGGCACUGGGCUAUUAAAUGUGAAGGAAGAAGAUGAGACAGAUGACAUGAAUAGUCAUCAGACUGAAAUACAUUGGUCCCUCCCUGCUGAUGAAUAUAACGCUGAUAUAGUGAAAGUUGAGAUAACAGAAGAUCUGAGUGUGAGGCAUCAGCUGGGAGCCCCGGUUGAGGAAACCAGUGACCGUAUCAGCCCAGGUCGUAUGGAUGUGACGCCUACAGAUGGCUUAGUAGUUGAGCACGGAGGAGAACCGUAUGUGUGUGAUCACAUGAAGACUGAGGAGGAUGAACUUCCUAUAAAACCAGCUACAGGUGAUGUUAAGGCUGAAGUCACACUUAAUGCUGAACAGACUAAUGACCUGGAAGCUCUGAAGCAGGAAAUCAGUGACAAUAUCAGUACAGGUGAUGUUAAGACUGAAGUCACACUUAAUGCUGAACAAACAAAUGAUCUGUAUGUAAAGAGUCAGCAGGAAGCUGUGAAGCAGGAAAUCAGUGACAAUAUCAGUACAGGUGAUGUUAAGACUGAAGUUACACUUAAUGCUGAACAAGCAAAUGAUCUGUAUGUAAAGAGUCAGCAGGAAGCUGUGAAGCAGGAAAUCAGUGACAAUAUCAGUACAGAUGCAGAUGACACUGAUAUAGUGAAAGUUGAAAUAACAGAAGAUCUAUGGUUGAAGCAUCAACUGGGAGCAUCAGAUGAGGAAUCCAGUGACAGUAUCAGCUCAGACACAGAUAACGGUGAUACAGAGAAAGUUGUGAUAACAGAAGAUCUGUUUACGUGUGAUCAGGUGAAGACUGAGGAGGAUGAAGUUCCUAUAAAUACGGCUACAGCAUAUCAAUCGAUGAGAUCAGACAUUUCUUGUGAAGGCUGGAGUGAAGAUGACUCUUUAAGUCUUUUUAAAGAUCCACAAAGCCACGUGGUGAAUAAACCAUUUUUAUGUUUUGUAUGUGGAAAAAGUUUUACCCACAAAUCACAUCUUCUUACUCAUCAGAAAAUUCAUACAGGAGAAAAAGAAUUUUCAUGUUUUUUAUGUGGCCAAUGUUUUAUCCAGAAAAUACAUCUUGUUGACCAUCUGAAAAUUCAUACGGGAGAGAAAGCAUUUUCUUGUGGUGUAUGUGGGAAAAGUUUUACCCAAAAAUCAAAUCUUAUUAGACAUCAGAACAUUCAUACAGGAAUGAAAGCAUUUUCAUGUUCUGAAUGUGGGAAAUGUUUUAGCCAGAAAACACAUCUUAUUACUCAUCAGAAAGUAUAUAAACAUGAGAAAUCAUUUCCCUGUUCUAUAUGUGGAAAAUGUUUUACCCAGAAAUCAGUUCUUAUUGACCAUCUGAAAAUUCAUACUAGAGAGAAAGUAUUUUCAUGUGCUGUAUGUGGGAAAUGUUUUAUCCAGGAAUCCGUUCUGAAUGACCAUCUGAAAAUUCAUACAGGGGAGAAAGAAUUUUCAUGUUCGGAAUGUGGGAAAACUUUUAAAUUGAAGUCAUGUCUUUUUAGACAUCAGCAAAUUCAUGCAGAAGAAGAAGUUUCAUGUUCUGAAUGUGGGACAAGUUUUAACCAGAAGUCAAAACUUAUUGCUCAUCAGAAAAUACAUAAACGUGAGAAAUCAUAUUCAUGUCCUAUAUGUGGGAAAUGUUUUACACAGAAAUCACAUCUGUAUACACAUCAGAAUAUUCAUACUGGAGAGAGAGUAUUUUCAUGUUCUGAAUGUGGGAAAUGUUGUAACCAGAAAGCAAAUCUUAUUGCUCAUCAGAAAAUACAUCUGCGUGAGAAAUUUUCAUGUUCUAAAUGUGGGAAAUCUUUUACUUUGAAGGCAGAUCUUGUUAAUCAUCAAAAACUUCAUACAGGAGAGAAAGUAUUCUUGUGUAACGAAUGUGGGAAAUGUUUUACCUUGAAAUCAAGCCUUAGUACACAUCAGAAAAUUCAUACAGGAGAGAAAGCAUUUUCUUGUUUUGUAUGUGGGAAAUGUUUCACCCAAAAAGCAAAUCUUAUUAGACAUCAGAAUACUCAUACACGAGAGAGCUCAAAUAGUAGAUGUUAAGCCCACUUUAGUAAGUGGUCUCCAACCACAAAGAGGUUUUUGUAUGCACAAUGGUAGAUAUGUAAUACUAUACAUAUUUUUUUCUGAUGCAUUCUCCUAGCAUGGGUGUUUGGACUAUCAUUGACUGACAUUUCAUUUAUAUAGGAGUUGUAUACAGUUAGGUCUAUAAAUAUUUUUACAGUGACACAAUCUUCUUAAUUGUGGCUAUGUACACCACUAAAAUAAUAUUUAAAUAAAUCAAUUAAGAUGUGAUUGAAGUGCAGACUUUCAGCUUUAAUUCAAGUUUAACAAAAUUAUUAUAUGAGUUGUUAAGAAUUACAACAGUAUUCAUAUAAAGUACCCCAUUGUCAGGGGAUCGAAACUAACAUAAUUAUAAAUAAAAUUAUAAUUCUUGGUUGAAAA
This is a messenger RNA of Bombina bombina (fire-bellied toad), 2469 nucleotides long. RefSeq names its product gastrula zinc finger protein XlCGF57.1-like. The record is from RefSeq and is a predicted model, not a curated record. NCBI's taxonomy places the organism in Eukaryota, Metazoa, Chordata, Amphibia, Anura, Bombinatoridae. The coding region runs from base 88 to 2067 and encodes 659 amino acids. The transcript is spliced from 10 exons.